Messenger RNA from Cydia fagiglandana, 3558 nucleotides. It is a transcript of the gene Letm1, whose product is annotated as mitochondrial proton/calcium exchanger protein. Gene Ontology annotation, cellular component: mitochondrial inner membrane. The record is from RefSeq and is a predicted model, not a curated record. Bases 119 to 2275 code for a protein of 718 amino acids. The transcript is spliced from 7 exons. Gene Ontology annotation, molecular function: ribosome binding. Gene Ontology annotation, biological process: intracellular monoatomic cation homeostasis. Lineage: Eukaryota; Metazoa; Arthropoda; Insecta; Lepidoptera; Tortricidae.
AUUUGCGUUAUCUGUGCAUUUUCCUCUCGAUUGUCAUGGUGUCUAAAGGUUGAUUUUGUUUUUAUUUAUUAGAUUUUCAUUCAUACAAACGAUACUAUCAUCCCCUCGAAACGUAAACAUGAACAGAUUAAUUUUGAAUCCGUGCCGGUGCUUAAAAAGAUCAACUCUGAAAUGGGAAAUCAAAGAGUAUCAGUAUUUUUCACAUGUAAGACAUGCAAGGACACUGUCAUAUGCUAUCCAGCCAGGUGAGCCUCUUUUUGGCUGUACAGAGCGGCCAUUGAAUGCCAGAGUGUUGUACACUCCACUCUACUUCAGAGGAAUAGCCACAAGCUCAUGCCACUACGAAAAGGAACCGCUUAAACCUUCUUCAAAAGUCGAAGCAGCAGUUGAAAGUAUAAAGAAAGGUAUAGCUGAAAAAGAGAAACUCCCAGUGAAGGAAGUACCGAAGAAAAGUAUAGGGGAACACAUCAUGGCUGAGCUCAGGCAUUAUGCAUAUGGUUUUAAACUACUCUUCAUUGAAAUCAGGAUCUCAACAGGUUUAUGCUUUAAGAUUCUAAGAGGCAAGUCAUUAACUCGGCGAGAGCACAAGCUACUCAUCACUACAAUCGGAGACUUAUUCAGAAUGGUACCAUUUAUAGUAUUUGUCAUUGUGCCCUUUCUAGAAUUCUUGCUGCCAGUAUUCAUAAAAGUGUUCCCUAACAUGUUGCCAUCCACAUUUGAAAGCAAAGAUCAGAAAGAAACGAAAAUGAAACAGCACUUGAAAGUUAAGUUGGAAAUGGCUAAGUUUUUCCAAGAGACACUGGAUCAGAUGGCCCCUCAGGCGAGUAAUAGGCACUCAACACUCGCAAAAGAAUUUCAGACCUUCUUCACGAAAGUCAGAACUACUGGUGAUGUGGCCACUAGUGAGGAAAUAAUGAAAUUCUCAAAGCUAUUUGAAGAUGAAAUCACAUUAGAUUCACUUCAGCGGCCACAUCUUAUUGCACUUUGCAAAGUGUUAGGAGUGACUUCUAUCGGUACAAGUGCCAUGCUACGGUGGAAUCUAAGGAUGAAGUUGCGGUCUCUGGCUGCCGAUGACAAAAUGAUAGCUAAAGAAGGUGUGGACAGCUUAAACUUCAGCGAGUUGCAACAGGCGUGCCAAGCACGUGGAAUGAGAGCUUACGGUGUGUCAGAAGAGCGCCUUAGGAAGGAAUUAAGAAACUGGCUAGACUUGUCACUGAACGAAAAAGUUCCGCCAUCACUCUUGCUGCUGUCCAGAGCGUUGAUGGUGCCAGAACAUGUGCCCACAACAUAUAAGUUGAAGGCUACUAUUUCAGCACUGCCAGACUCUGUUGUGAUGCAGACUAAGGCUGCCAUUGGAGAGAAGGAAGGCAAAAUUGACUUCAAGGCUAAAGUGGAAUCCAUCAAGCUUGAAGAACAGAAAAUCAAAGAAGAACAGGCCGAGAUGCUUGAAGCUGAGAAAGAGAAACAAAUACUGGAAGCAAAGAAGAGAGAGAAGGAAGAACUCAAAGACAAAGCCCCCGUACUUGAUAUUGAAAAAGAAGCUGUGGCCAAGGAUGAGGCAAAGGUGCUGAAUGUGGAUAGUCCUAAACCCGCGGAGGAGGGUCUGUCUGGCAAGGAUAUUGAAGUCAUUGAGGAUGCUUUAGAAAAAUUAGCUGAACAGAAGAAAUCCCUGCUCCUCGAGAAGGAGAGCAUCCAAGACCUGAAGUUGGAGCUCUCCGAGUACAGCGAGGAUGUCAAGGAGAUGCAGGAGAUCGUCAAGACCAAGCAGGCAGACAUCAAGGUCUCCAAGGGUGCUAGAAGACUAUACAAAGCGGUGAACAACAUGAUCAGCAAACUGGACUCUGUACUAGCCGAGCUUGAGAGCAAAGAGAAAGCGCUCCAGAAAACCCUGGAACAGACCAAGUCCGAGCCGCAGAAGGCCAAGGAACAGCUGAUCCAUAUUGAUGAACUGAUGCAUUCCAUUAAGAGUCUACAGAAGGUGCCGGAUGAGGCCAAGCUGAAGCUGAUUCAGGAUGUUUUGGGGAGGUUGGACGAUGAUUUUGACGGGCAGUUGAAGGUCGAUGACGUUUUGAAGAUGGUUGAAAUAAUAGGGAACGAGAACGUGAACCUGUCAGAGAAGCAGGUGCAGGAGCUUAUCGAGCUCCUCGACAAGGAGGAGAUUCUAGAAGUAGAGAGCAAGAUACAGAAGGCGCUGGACAAGGCCGCCACAGCGGAGAAGGUGCAGAACAUUGAAGCACUGGAAGCUAGCAAGGUGAGUUUGAUACUGUUGGACUAGGAGGAGGUUCUAGAAGUAGAGAGCAAGAUACAGAAGGCGCUGGACAAGGCCACUACAGCGGAGAAGGUGCAGAACAUUGAAGCGCUGGAAGCUAGCAAGGUGAGUUUGAUAAAGAAAAAGAUUGAACUGCUGGGCUAGCAGGAGGUUCUAGAAGUAGAGAGCAAGAUACAGAAGGCGCUGGACAAGGCCGCCACAGCGGAGAAGGUGCAGAACAUUGAAGCACUGGAAGCUAGCAAGGGUUUAUUCGACUUAAUCCGAGAAGCACAGAAGCGACGGGAGAUGAAAAAAGCAGUGGAGAAGUUCAGCGACCAACCCUCGAUCCCCAAGAGCGAAGACAUCGUCACCAAGACCACCAAACCAGAGGACAGCAGUAAACGGCCCGAGAGCCACUGAAAACUCAACCCUAGGAAUAUUAGAGUAAAGUUGUAAAUACUGUGGCUGUCGGUGGCGUUUACGUCUUAUGCUAGUCGAGCGACCAGCAGAAAUGACGAUCCCAUCAAUAAUUAUUGAGAAUAUAGGGCAUAGUUCGUCUAAGCUGACUUUACGACGAAUAGAACAAAGUGAGGGAGUGUCAUUAUGAACGUCAUAUUUUCAUAGAAAUUUGACAAGUGUAAUGUACUGUUAUAUAAUGUUUCCCUAAUGACAAUAAGCAUUUGUAUACAUGUAAUCGAAUACUGCAUGUAAAUAUUUACAUAAUGCCUAUUCCGUUUCGCACCGUACAAACUUUUUUUUUCAGAUUUUUAUUUAUUUCCCGUUUCAUUAUUUAUAAAAUUCUAUUUUAUUGUUUAUGCAUUUCUGUGAUUGCUGUUGUAAGUUUUGUGUUGUGUAUAUUAACGCUGGAACAGCGCUGCACAAAUUGUAUGUAUGUACGUAUUCGAGUUUUGAUCGGCACCGGUCCACAUUAUCAGUAAUUGGGAUUUACUUCAAGUAUAAAACAUCUCGCAAGUUGCAUUUAAAAUGUGACGGAUUUGUGUAUAUAAAAUAUAUAGAGGAUUAAUUUUAUAUGUUUUCAAAACUGGUUUCAUAACCCUGUAUCACGUGAUUGUUGGCUGUCUAUAAUUUAAGCUAUCACGACCCUAUCUGCACAUCUAAUGCAGAUAUUAACACAACUAAUAUACAUUUAUAUGAAAUAUCUUGUUCUAAAUCUAAAACAACUAUUGUCAGGUAUAAAAAAUAUAGUGAUUUCAAUGUUAUAGCUAGUUCAUUUGUCUGUACUCAUUAGAUGUGCUGAGAAUCGAACUUACUUAUGUUAAAGUAAGAGAAUAAACAGAUCAUUAUAUGAA